Molecule: messenger RNA, 867 nt
Organism: Suillus fuscotomentosus
Lineage: Eukaryota; Fungi; Basidiomycota; Agaricomycetes; Boletales; Suillaceae
Product: NADP-dependent oxidoreductase domain-containing protein
Exons: 4
Coding region: 1-867 (288 amino acids)
Cellular component (GO): cytosol
Molecular function (GO): aldose reductase (NADPH) activity; oxidoreductase activity, acting on NAD(P)H as acceptor
Source: RefSeq, a predicted model, not a curated record
AUGACCGUAUCUACACUCCCUCUGAAUGACGGAAACCAGGUUCCCUGGAUAGCUUUUGGCACUGGUACUGCCCUCUUUCGCAAGGACGCUGAGGAUGCCAUCCGCCUUGCUCUCGACAAUGGCUUUACGCACCUCGAUGGUGCGCAAGUCUAUGGCAACGAGAACACAUUGGGGAACGGGAUAGUAGCUUCUGGCAAGUCCAGGUCCGAGCUCUUCAUAACGACGAAGCUCGGACAAUUGCAACCUGGUGCAACUCCCAAGAGCGCACUCCAGGAGUCCUUGAGGCAACUCAAAGUGGAUUACGUCGAUUUAUACCUUGUACACCAAGCCAACAACCAUGUCGGGAAGCUGAAGGAGGUCUGGAAAGGGAUGGAAGAGGCUCAGAAGGCGGGCUUAACCAAGUCCAUCGGAGUUUCUAACUUCACUGCUGACCACCUGAAGACUAUAUUGGAAAUCGCUACAAUACCCCCCGCGGUCAACCAGGUGGAGGCUCAUCCAUAUGUAUGGCAAGCAUUGCAGCCGAAUCUUGCCAUCCACGACCAAUACAAAAUCGUUACUUCAUCAUAUGGUGGUUUAUCACCUAUUUUCCGGGGAAAAGGUGGUCCACUAGAUCCUGUGAUUGAGCAAAUCCGCACUCGUUUGGAGAAAACUCGUGGCGCCCCUGUGUCUGAUGGUCAGGUGUUGAACAAAUGGCUUCAACAGAAAGGUGUUCUUGUGGUGACAACCUCGUCGAAAGCCGAACGUAUCAGGGAAUACCUUGACACACAGAAUGUACCGGAGCUUACAGUUGAGGAGAUCGCGCUUAUAGACACUACUGGAGGAAAACUCCACAAAAGAUACUUUCCUGGAAACUGGCCUUCCGAGUAA